Messenger RNA from Corythoichthys intestinalis (scribbled pipefish), 3855 nucleotides. It is a transcript of the gene rad51ap1, whose product is annotated as RAD51 associated protein 1. The transcript has 9 exons. NCBI's taxonomy places the organism in Eukaryota, Metazoa, Chordata, Actinopteri, Syngnathiformes, Syngnathidae. The record is from RefSeq and is a predicted model, not a curated record. The coding region runs from base 2170 to 2943 and encodes 257 amino acids.
ACCCGCUGCUAUUGCUCCUUGGCUUCUAUCCCACACGACUGAAGGGAGGUGAAUCAAUGCAGGUUAUAUAAUGCCUAGGUGGCUAGUAAAUGGCUAAUUGGCAUCAUGUGACUCCUCAUGUGACCUGGUGCAUUCAGGCAGUGUGUGAAAAAACAGGACUCACUUUAGUUAUACAGUGAUACCUCUACAUACGAAGGUAGUUCAUUCCGGGGCCUUGGCCGUAUGUCGAGCAGGAUUUUCCCAUAAGACUACAUUAAGUUUCCAUUUAUUCGUUCCAUAGCCAAAAACCUACCCCAAAUCCUUAAUAAAUACUGCUGGUACUAUUACAAAUGGCAAUUACACAUAGCAAAACAAAUAAAUUAUAAAUAAAAAGCGGACUAUUAUAAUACUACUAAUUCUUGUAAUAAUGUAACAAAUCAGGUUCUAAUGUGCCGGAUGUUUUUUGCUGGACCUAAACACACCCCGUGGCUGGCUGUGCAAAAAGGACAGGCCAAAAGUUUGGACACACGCUCUCAUUUGUGCGCUUUAUUUAUUUUCAUGACUAUUUACAUUGUAAAUUCUCACUGAAGGUAAUAAAACUAUCACCUGUGAUUACAGGUUAAACAAUUGACCAAUGAUUGUGCUUCCAGUGAAAGAAAUGUUUUAGCGUAGUUUUUUUUUCCAGCAAUUACCGGAAAGUCACGUGAUCCCGUUCAUGACGGUAGUUGAGGGUGGAAUCCUGGAUCACCUUUUGCCUCAGCUCCUAUCACGUUACACCCACCCAGUACAACUACAACUGAGUUGCUCCAUCCUUCCUUCACUCAUGUUGCAGAUCCAAACACGCUCACAGGAGGGCAGCAUUGAAACAUGUAUUUCGCUGAUUUCUCUCCAAAUAACCUGUUGCUGUCCCAUCAAUUCCCCACAGGAGGACAUCUUUUAGACAAAUAUUUUUGCUCAAAGUGCGUUUUCUCAAUGAAGGAAUGAGUUGCAGUUCCAAAAUAUUACCACAAUUUCAAUAUUUAUUGUGGGGAUAUAGUGGCACUGCAACUGGUUAUUUGGUAUGUUCAAGGCAGGUAUGUUCUGCCAAAGUCAUUACAUGUCACUACAUAAGUCUAAUUUGACACCCAAAGUGCUACCGUGCGCUCUAAACUUUUUUUGUUUAGAUGCAAACCGGCAGAACGUACUAAAAAUGUCUUAAGAAAAUACUUCAAUGUAGUCAUAUCAUAUAAGGACGGUUUAAAUACGCUACGUGACUAAUGUGGUCAACUGCUUUAAAGCUAACACAAAAAACACAAUGGUUAAAAGUAUGAGAGGGUAAUACAUGCUAAAAGUAUUUUUGAGGUAAUGAAAAGGUUCCAAAAAAACUAAAAAAUAAGUUCUCGCCGCUUCUAACAGAUGUGCGCAUGCGUAUAGACAUUUGCGCAAGCGCGUUGAGCAUUGUUUCGCUGCGGAGUAAUGGCCGGACACCGGAAGUAUCUUAGUUAAAAUUGUUUAUCGAUGGAAAGGCCCUUCGUCUGUUUUCUUUAUUGGAAGACUUUAAGUUGGUAGAGAAAGUCCUCUUCCAAAAAAAAAUUGGUUGGAUUUCAAAUUUAUGUUUUAGUUAUACUGUGUUCAUCGAACGUCUGAUAAGUAACGACGUUCUUACCGCUUGGCUCACAGGGCUCAGUCGCCAUCUACUUAUAAUAAUAUAUCCAUGCAUCGAGGGAAUCAUAACUGUUUAAAACCUUUUUAAAUUUUUUUUUUUAAUAAUAACAUCAUGCACAAUGUCGUAUAUGAUCGGGUACCAAAAUAAGUGCAUCUCUAAAUGAUUAUUUAAAAGGAAAAAAAAAACGUUUUUGGCUUUGCUGUCUUGUACCAAGCAAUGUAUUCCUUGACAGCAGAUUCGACACUUUUACUUCAGUGUAUGAAACAAACUAAAAUUGUAAGCGCACUACUCUCAGAAAUAUAUACAUAUUUAGUAAACGUUCAAGAAAUAUUUGCAUGUUCAAUUUAUUCUGAACACGACGAUGUCAGGAGGUCGGAUGUAGCUUUGCGUCACUUCUCCUUCGUUCUGGCGGGACAGCUUCGAAAUAUGGACAACAAAGCACAACAAGUACUUUUUUAACGCAUUCUCGCCGCUUUAAGGCUUGACUUCACAUUCUCCCACCUCAAAGUUCGAAGCUAUCGCUUGCUCUCCGAUAUAGUGGGGAAAUGGACCGACCGGCAAGGAAGACUAAGAGCAUAAAUUACUGCGAAGCCAGAGAUAUCGACGACAACGAUGAGGAUUUUGCCUGUACGAAGCCCCCACUCGGGAAGAAACCCAAGAAGGCGUCAAGCCAAGAGACAAGCAGAAAAGCUCUGGAUGAAAAGUUGCUGACUCGAGAUCUGCAGGCGGCAAUUUCACUGUCGUUGCUCUCAAACACAAACACAAAAACGCCGCCUCAUGCCAGUCAAGGUGAUGAAAACGUCAACCCUGCUUCCUUGCACCGCUCCAACUGUAGUGUGGAUUCAUCGCUUUUGGGCUUGGACGAAAUCUCUUCCUCCAGUCCGACGAGCGUUAAAAAGGACUAUAAGAGACUCGCUCACGAUGACGACUAUUUCCCCAAACUGACACCAGAAUCAGAGAGCGAGGAGGCCUACAGCGAUGACGAGUUUACGGUGAAGAAGAGAAGGCAAAAAAAGGAGAGCCACCAGCGCAAGCCUAACAAGAAAGAACGAGAGCCACCCAAAUUGAAAGCACAGCCCAAGACAGUGUCUCCUGCAGCCAUGCCGAGAAGCCCACCGACACUUAAACCUGCCGUAUCCAAACCGCCAGCAGGCAGGAUUCCCAAAUGGACCCCACCAGGUCAAAUCGGGAAAAGCCCACCCCCAACCCAUAGUCCCACCACCGGCUCCACCAGGUCUCCCGCCGGUCAGGGACUUCGUCUGGGACUUUCUCGGCGUGUCCGUGUCAAGUCGCUGCACCCCGGCAAUGCUGCCACUUAACCUAAAGGAGGAUUUUUUUCCCCCAAAAAAUGUAAAUAUUCAUUUUAUAUUUUUAGUUGGAUCUGUUCAUUGAUUAAGAGUAAAUAAAAGUCAUUAACCCAAAACUAGGGCUGUCAAAUUUUUCGCAUUAUCGGGCGGUAAUUAUUUUUUAAAAUCAAUCACGUUAAAAUAUUUGACGCAGUUAAUGCAUGCACGGAAUGACCCGCUCACUCAUUGCCUCAAACAGAUUACAAUGACGCCGUUUAUGCAUAUUGAGAGUGAAGAGAAUGCCACCGGCCGCUUGGGGGCAGCACCGUUCCAUAUACUAAUGUUAUUAUGAAUUAGUAGUUGUGAGACGUUUAUGCUAUUGUGCUAUUUGUGCUCCACACAUAUUUCUGUAAGUUUACUUUCUUUUAGUGGCAAUUAUGUGUCUCUUUUUGUAUUUUGGGUAAGAUAUGUACAGAUAUAUAUGUGUUAUAAAGGCGAGUGGACACAGGCGUUCAUUGGACCGCACCGUUUAGUGGCAUAAGCUUCGGCAACUCCUUCACAACAAACAUAAGUAUCAUUUAGUGAAAGCACAACAAAAAUAAUAUUCCUAUCUCUCCCAAAAAAAAAAAUGUUCACAAAAAGAAAAGCACUUUAAUCUGUAUCAAUGAGGCCCUAUUUUCACACAGUUAAACAACUGCAAUGAGAACUGGCAUUCCCAAUCAAAAUACACAUAAAACUUAAACAGACUUUGGUCACUCUAUUCAUAUUAUUGUUAUUUUUAUUCUUAUUAUAUCAACUCUACUUUUUAUUGAAAAUUUUACAAAUUGUAUUAAAACGAAAACAUUAAAAGGGGUUUUAAUAUAAAAUUUCUAUAAGUUGUACUAACAUUUUUCUUUUAAGAACUACGUCUUUCUAUCCGUGGAUCCCUUUAACAGAAAGAAUGUU